Molecule: messenger RNA, 2404 nt
Organism: Fundulus heteroclitus (mummichog)
Lineage: Eukaryota; Metazoa; Chordata; Actinopteri; Cyprinodontiformes; Fundulidae
Exons: 4
Coding region: 467-2302 (611 amino acids)
Source: RefSeq, a predicted model, not a curated record
AUCAGCAGGGGGCGGUAAUGGUCACCUGGAGGUUUUAACCAACCAGCAAUAAACCACAGAAGAAGAAGUUUAAGUUUUUGUUCCUCAACUUGCCUCCAAGCAGCAGAAGCUCCCGAAGCUGUGAAGUCCAGCUGCAGAUUUGAAGCCUGGUUCCGACCCAAGAGCUUUGGAGCAGAGCGGUUCUGCGGUCCAGGAGUCCAGAACCCCCAGAGGAUCCUCCGAGGAGAAGCCCCUACCUCCUUGUUUCCUCGCUGCUUCCUCACAUUCCUUCCCUUCGGCCUGAAGGAGGAGACGAUCGCUGCUGCCUGAAGCCGCCUCACGGACACCUGGGCCGCUCAGAACCUCCUCCGGACCGGGAGAAGAGCUCCGCAGGGUUCCCUUCAGAACGUCUCUACCAGAGCUUCAGCUGAAGAAUCAGAACAUCUGAAGACCAGAGAGGUUCUGUAGUUCAUCAGGCAGGAGCAGAAUGAUGGAGAACAACAUGAUGAAGAUUAAAGAGGAGAACAACAUGAUGAAGAUUGUGGUGAAGGAGGAGUAUGAGGAGGUUAAAGUUGAGGAACACCAGGAAGCGGACCUCCACCCUCUGAUCACCACCAACCGGACCGACCCAGCCUCCUCCUCUGGUCCCAGUGAUCUACAGUUCACAGGAACCAAAAUUCAGAAGAGGUUCAGCGCUCAGGAGGCAUUGGAACUGAUUGUCAGCAGUGCCAGCCCUUGUGAUUCAGAUGGAGAAGAUAUAGACCUUCAACCGGAUUCAGACUCUGAGCUGUCUUCAGAUGAGGAGACUCUCCCUCCACCAAAAAAGAGAGCUGGUUUGGGGAGUGAGGCGUCAGAGACGGCCAAAGAUGGCACAGUGUGGCGUGAAGAACAAGUGGGGACACGUCUCCAUUUCACUCCAAUAGAAGCGUACGCCACAGACGGAGAGCCAAGCGCUGAGGCCAGACGGAGUAUCCGCAGUCGCCUUCAGAGCUUCCUCUGUUUUAUCUCUCUGGACAUGCUUGGUAGCAUUGGACAAUGGACUACUCAACAUGCACGUCACACCGAGCAGCCGGAUUGGUUCAUGGAUCUCCAGGAACUAAUGGCGUUUAUUUCAGUGGUUAUCCUGCGGGGGGUGACCAAGGUUCCAUCACUGUGUGACAGCUGGUCAGCAAACCUGGGAAACCCAAGGAUCAUUGAAACUAUGGCCAGAAACCGCUUCCAAGACAUCAUGCGACACCUACGCUUUGAUGACAUGUUUACACGCAGUGAGCGAGCGCAGACCGAUAAGUUUGCUGCAAUCUCCCAUGUUUGGGGGUCGUUUGUCACCAACUGCAUCGCAUCCUACAACCCUGGUCGACACAUCACUGUUGGUGAACAACUUUUCCCAUCAAAGACUCGCUGCUGCUUCCUGCAGUACAUUGCAACAAAACCGGACAAGUUUGGCAUCAAGUUCUGGGUGGCUUGCGACUUGAAAUCAAAGUACAUCUGUAAUGUCUUGCCAUAUCUGGGCAAGGACCCCAGUGGUCCCGGGGGGGAGAGACUGUCUGAGACUGUAGUGAUGAGGCUGAUGGAACCGUUCAUGGACAAGGGCAGAACUGUAACCACGGGCAACUUCUUUACAUCACUGUCACUUGCACAACGACUGCUUAGCCAGAAAACCACUAUCCUCGGCACAGUCGACAAGAGACGACGGGAAAUUCCUCAAUCCGCCAGACGGAUGGAGGGCCCUGAAUUCACCACUCAGGUGUUUUCAACCACUGGUGCCACGCUGACGGUGUAUGCGGCCAAACGGAAGAAGGCCGUUUACGUUCUCAGCAGCAUGCACAGCGUGGUAGAGACUGAGGAUGGCACCAAGAGGAAGCCAAACACGGUCACACAGUACAACAGAACAAAGGGGGGGGUGGAUGUGAUGGAGCAAACGGUGCGGGAGUACAGCGUGCGUGCAGGAACACGGAGAUGGCCAGUUGCCGUGUUCUACAACAUGAUUGACAUGGCAGCACUGAAUGCACAUGUGCUUUAUCAGGCAUGCGUUGGGGUGCAGGAGAGACGGCUGGACUUCCUGGUUGAGCUCGCCAAAGAGUUGGCUAACUCUCAUGUGAGUGAGAAGAAGGCACAGAAGGAGAAACUGCUUCGGCAACAACCUUCCACACCCAGCUCAGGCAAACGGGCAAAGUGUCAGGUCAACCAUCGCUGCAGGAACAACUGUGCAACUGUGAGAUGCGUUGACUGCUACAGAUACACAUGUGGUAAAUGCACCAGGCUCACACCCUGGCAGUGCCAGGUAUGUUCAGACAGAGCAGACAGACUGCUGAGUGAGGGCUGAAACGCCACUCACACACACGCAGCCCCCCACUGGGCCUAGUCUAAAUAUGGGUGGGAUUGGUUUAUUUCCUGUAUCGUUUUUAAUGACAAAAAUAAAAAGCAU